Amborella trichopoda is the source of this 471-nucleotide messenger RNA. NCBI's taxonomy places the organism in Eukaryota, Viridiplantae, Streptophyta, Magnoliopsida, Amborellales, Amborellaceae. The record is from RefSeq and is a predicted model, not a curated record.
AUGGUGGUGGGCAUGUUGGGGUACCUUGUGCAAGAGUUGGCUCGCCUUCCUACACCUACGGUGGCUAGUGAUGUGUAUAGCAUUGGGGUGGUGGUGCUAGAGGUGACCUGUGGACGAAAGCCAAUUGAGAGGUGGAGAGCAGAAGAUGAAGUGUUGCUUGUGGACCAUGGGUUACAUGUAGUGGGGACGCUGCUCAAGGCCGUAGAUACUCGUAUUGUUGGAGAAUAUAAGCAAAUAGAGAUGGAGUUGGUGUUGAAGUUGGGUUUGUCAUGCUGCCAUCAAGACCCCAAGCAAGGAUCAUCAAUGCAUCACGCUUGUGGGAUGGCAGAGGUUCCACGGAGCCAUGUAAUGCUUUUAACAGAGCUGUCUUCAAUAAUAGGUGGCCCAGUUAAAUCUUUAUCCAGAAGAGCUGCAUUGGCUUCAGCUCAAACUGCAACAGAGAAACCCAAUCGCCUCGUAAAAAACAUUUGA